Acyrthosiphon pisum (pea aphid) is the source of this 2641-nucleotide messenger RNA. RefSeq lists its product as uncharacterized. The record is from RefSeq and is a predicted model, not a curated record. The coding region runs from base 1226 to 2641 and encodes 471 amino acids. The transcript has 8 exons. Lineage: Eukaryota; Metazoa; Arthropoda; Insecta; Hemiptera; Aphididae.
ACAAAAAUUAAAAAAUUAAAAAAUUAAACUAAACACACAUCAAUGUAAAAUCAAUAGAAUUAUAAAUUAUAAUAGAUAUACAUCAGAAGUAGGAUCGUUUGACCCCCUUCGAUCAAGCCUAUAUUCUUGUUUGUUUUAAUAAUAAAAAAAAAUUGCUAUAAAGUAGGUACGAAACUAUAAUUAUUUUAUUUUAUUUGACUACCUAAUUAAUUUCAGUUUAAUCACUGAUGAAACUAGAGAGCUGGAAAAUAAUACGUCAAUAUCCAAUUUAAAUAUUAGUGAAAAUAUUCAAUCGGGUAUGACGUUUGUUGAAAGUAAUUAUUCUCAGACUCAAAAAGCCAAUAUGAAUACGUCAACUCUGGAAAAUAUUUUAUCAUCUAAUGAAAAUAUGAGCAAAAAUAUUUCAUAUGAAACAUCAACUAAUACAACUAAUUCUAGUUUUACCGAGCUUAGUGAAAUAAAUAUUUUAGACACACAAAACCAUAAUCUUGAAAUAUCGAUGGAAAGUGAAAUUUCCGUGUCUAAUAAUUCAUUUGAAGGAAGGAGAAUCGUGGAUAUAAAUUAUAUAUUUUCUCAAGUACAAAUUCUAAAUUCUAAAACACAUACUCCUGGUUUAGGAUGUUCAUUCAUAAAUGUAGAACUCGUAAAUGAAAUAAAAAAAGGUUUUGAGACGACUUGGAUUUUUAAAUGUAAAAUGUGUAACUUAUUAACAACGAUUGAAUCGGAAAAAAAAGAACUUGGAUUACGUACCGAUUAAUAAAGCCGUUAUAAAUGGUACAUAUGCAAUCGGUAUAGGAUUUACUCAACUGGCAGAGUUUAGUGCGUGCUUAGAUAUACCAUGUAUGGCUCCUACUACUUAUAUUAAAUAUAGUGAUGUGUUAAGUGAAGAUAUAGAAGCUUCUGCUUGGAAUGUUAUGAAGCAGGCUGGGAUUGAAGGAAAGAAAUUGGCACUUGAAGCAAAUGAUGUUGAUAUUGAUGGCAUACCUAUGUGUCCAGUAAUCGCGGAUGGACAAUGGAGUAAAAGGAGUUACAAGACAAAAUACGACGCAUUUUCAGGAGCAGCAACAAUUAUAGGCUUUAGGACUAAAAAAAUAUUGUUCGUUGGUAUUCGCAACAGAUAUUGCGUAAUAUGUGAGAGAGCAAAAUCCAUUCGACAGUCUCCAAGUCCUCAUAAGUGUUUUUUGAACUGGAGAAAAGGAGCUACCAGCUCCUGAACAGCAUCGAAAUGCAUGGGUUGAAAUUUAAUAAAAUAAUUGGGGAUGGUGAUAGCAGUGUCACCAAAAGAUUGCACGAAGUUAUGCCAUACGGACCUAAGUUUCUCAUAGAAAAAGUAGAAUGUAGAAACCAUAUCCUUCGAAACUACUGCCAAAAGCUUAUGAACUUAACAAGAGUUACUAAAUAUCCUUGCUUCAUAAGAAAAUUCAUAUCGAGAAAUAUUUCUCGAGAUAGAUUUCGAAUUGCUGUUACAAGAGCAAUAAGACACAGAAAAAUUACAAAUGAAACGUUUAGUAAAAAAAGUGAAGAACUACGGAAGGAUAUUCUUAACAGUCCGUACCACAUUUUCGGCCAACAUAAAAACUGUGAUUCAUAUUUUUGUAAAAGACAAAAACUAGGGGAACUAAAUUUAGUAAAUGAAGUAACCAAAUGUGGUUUGAUGAGUGAAAUUUAUUCUGUUAUUCGCCGUGUAGCCGACAACUCAAAAAGUUUGGUUUUAGAUGUUGACAAUAAUCACUGCGAACAAUAUAAUAGCAUUAUCAAUAAGCACAUAGCAGGAAAAAGAAUAAAUUUUAGUCAAAAACAGUCAUACAACAUCCGAGUACAGACAGCAGUAGUAUCGUUCAACACGGGUGGUAAUUUUAUACGGGAGAUCCAUAAAAAAAUUACUAAUAAAAGUCCAGGAAUCAUCGCAAAAAAAUUUUUAAAAUACACGUCAGACAAAAGAAAAAAUUUGAAACACCGGCGAGCACUUUUUAAAUCUUCCGGAAAAUAUAAAGCAAAAACAACUUCUAAUGGACCAGAUGAAAAUUAUGGUUUAGCCCAGCCUAUAACUGAUUUUUUGUCCGAUGAUGAAAUAAAAAAAAAGAAAUCGGAGUUUAUAAAAUCACUAAAUAUUUCAGCAACUGAUAAAAAAAAAUUAGAGUUCGACACAAGGAAUCAAGCUAACAAUAAUAAUUGGUUUAUUGAAAGAAGAAACCGACUAACGGCCUCUAAUUUCGGUAAAGUAUGCAAAAUGCGGCCUAGCACAUCUUGUAAAGCUAUGGUGCAUAAUAUAUUGUAUGGCAAUCCACAAACAAAUGCAAUGGAAUAUGGCAAACUAUCAGAAGAGUCAGCGUUAAAAAAAUUAGAAGAACAAAUACAAAAACCUAUUCAAAAGUGUGGACUAUUUAUUGAUGAACGUAAGCCAUACCUUGCAGCAACACCAGUAUUGACAAAGACCUGGUUGAAUGAUAGUUUAAAUGACCGUGAAUUGGGCUUGUUCAAUUAUAAUAUUUAUCAUUGUGGUAGAUCUUCACUUACUAGUACUUCUAGUCGUGGUGCAGAUGUCCUCAUAUCAAGACGCAAAGACGUUCAUUCUUAUCAUGUCCAUUAUCCUGAUUUAAGUACCGCCCGAAUAUUAGUUAGUUUAAAUUUUGACACUUAA